GGGCUGGGAAAGACCAGGACAUAUAAAGGCAAAUUGCAUGUGCCCAUCCCAUGGAGUUUUUUCACAUUUUUCCACAAGCUUCACGAAUGCAAAAUGAAGUUGCUCCUCCUGAGUUGCUUGCUGCUUUCUUGCUGUUGUUGCCAAGUUGGGGCAGUGAACAGGGAGUACUACAUCGGCAUUGUAGAGACAGUGUGGAACUAUGCACCUGGCAAUACCAAUAUCCUAUCUGGACAGCUUUUUGCAGAUGAAGAGCAGGCUGGAGUCUUUCUCAAAAGAGGACCACACCGGAUAGGAAGCACUUACAAGAAGGCUGUCUACACUCAGUACACCAGUCACUUAUAUGACAUGAUAGUUGACAAACCUUCCUGGCUGGGUUUUUUAGGCCCUAUCAUUAAGGGAGAAGUUGGAGAUUCUAUUAUUAUUCACUUGAAAAACUUUGCUUCCAGAAACUACACACUGCAUCCACACGGUGUGAGAUACACCAAGGAAAACGAAGGUGCUUUUUAUCCUGACACCACCAAAGAUUUGCAGAAGAGAGAUGAUGCUGUGGAGCCUGGAGGCCAGUACACUUACACAUGGGAUGUGACAGAAGACCAAGGUCCAGCUGAGGGAGACGCCGACUGCAUAACCAGGGUUUACCACUCCCACGUAGAUGCUCCAAGAGAUGUUGCCUCAGGGCUUGUUGGGCCUUUAAUAAUUUGCAGGAAAGAUACAAUGAAUAAGGGCAGUGAUACACAAUUGGAUGCUGAAUUUAUCCUUAUGUUUUCUGUGAUGGAUGAAAAUCUCAGUUGGUAUCUGGAGGAUAAUAUCAGGACAUACUGUUCUGAGCCUUCCAAAGUUGACAAAGACGACGAGGACUUCCAGGAAAGCAAUAAAAUGCACUCAAUCAACGGGUACAUGUACGGCUACCUCCCAAACCUGACAAUGUGUGUGGAAGAUAAGGUAAAAUGGCAUCUUUUUGCCAUGGGUAACGAAGCGGAUAUCCAUUCAGCCUACUUUCACGGCCAGACCUUAAUAGAAAGGCACCAUCGAGUUGACACCAUCAGCCUCUUUCCAGCCACAUUUAUUGACGCUGUCAUGAUACCACAGAGUCCUGGGGAAUGGCUGCUCAGCUGCCAAGUGAACGACCACAUUGAAGGUGGCAUGCAGGCCCUUUUUAAAAUACAAGACUGUAGGAAAUCCACAACAGAUCACAACCACAGUACAAAGAUAAGACAGUACUUCAUUGCUGCUGAAGAGGUCAUCUGGAAUUAUGGCCCAUCUGCAGUGAACCAGUUUACAGGACAAGAACUAAUUGCUGACAAUGAAUCUCGCCUGUUUUUUGAACAAAGUGAGACAAGAAUUGGUGGCUCCUAUAAAAAAGCCAUUUACAAAGAGUACACAGAUGGUUCUUUCACUGAACAUAAAGUAAGACUUGCAGAGGAAGCACAUCUUGGACUCUUAGGACCUGUUAUCAGGGCUGAAGUGGGUGAGAGCAUCAGGGUAACCUUCCGAAACAACGCCAGCCGCCCCUUCAGCAUUCAGGCCCAUGGCGUGAGUUACCGCCGGAGCGAGGAAGGGGCCACGUACGGCGCUGCCUCCAGAGGUACUGAAUCUCCAGCCUCUCACGUGAGUCCCGGUGCUACGUUUACGUACGAGUGGAGCGUGCCCGAAGACGUGGGCCCCACGGACCAGGAUCCAGACUGUUUAACCUGGCUUUAUUACUCAGCUGUGGAUGCAGUCAGAGACACCAGCUCUGGCCUCGUGGGUCCUCUCCUGGUGUGCAGGAAAGGAACUCUGGAAGAUUCUGGGAAACAGAAAAAUGUGAAUGUGGAGUUUUUUCUACUUGCCACAGUAUUUGACGAGAAUCUGAGCUGGUUCUUGGAUGACAAUAUUUUGAUGUUUGCACUAAAUGCUAACAAAAUUGACAAAGACGAUGAGGACUUCCAAGAGUCUAACAAAAUGCACUCCAUUAAUGGUUAUAUGUACGGAAAUCAACCUGGCCUUGAGAUGUGUAAAGGACGUGUGGUUUCCUGGCAUUUGAUGGGCUUGGGGUCAGAAGUCGAUGUCCAUGGGAUAUACUUCUCAGGAAACACAUUCACAGCUAAAGGAACAAGAAGGGAUACAGCAAAUCUGUUUCCACAUACUUUCCUUACAGCUGUUAUGAAGCCUGAUUCUGAAGGAGUUUUUGAAGUGUCGUGUCUGACAACAGAUCACUACACAGCGGGCAUGAAACAGCACUACGAAGUAAACCAAUGCCAUUGGUGGAAUGUGGACCUGUCUAUGUAUUUGCAUGAAAAGAUUUACUAUAUUGCUGCAGUGGAAGUUGAAUGGGACUAUUCUCCUAACAGGACAUGGGAAUUUGAGCGACAUCAAUACCACGAGGAAAGCCCUGGCAAUAAAUUUUUAAAUAAAGAAGACAGAUUCAUUGGCUCAAAAUACAGAAAGGUAGUAUAUCGUGAGUACACUGAUCAGACAUUCAGUACUCCCAAAAUCAGAGCAGAGGAGCAGCAGCACCUGGAAAUUCAAGGGCCCCUGCUUAUGUCAAAUAUUGGAGAUAAAAUUACAAUAGUUUUUAAGAACUUGGCAUCAAGACCUUAUUCUAUCCAUGCCCACGGCGUGAAGACGGACAGUCCUGUUGUUGCUGUAACUAACCCAGGUGAAACUAAAAUAUACGUCUGGAAAAUCCCAGCGAGAUCUGGUUCUGAGAGAGGGGAUCCACACUGUAUCGCGUGGGCGUACCAUUCAACGGUGGACAUCAUCAAGGACACUUACAGUGGAUUAAUAGGCACCCUUGUUGUGUGUAACAAACAUUAUUUGCCAUCAUUUCGCACUGAAAAGAAAGUUCAGUUUGCUCUUCUUUUUAUGGUUUUUGAUGAAAAUGAGUCAUGGUACUUGGACGAAAACAUUAAAACCUAUUCUGCCAACCCGCACCUUGUUGACAAAGAGGAUGAGGAAUUUCUUGAAAGUAAUAAAAUGCAUGCCAUUAAUGGAAAAGUCUUUGGAAACCUUCACGGUCUGACUAUGCACGCCGGAGACAAAGUGAGCUGGUACUUGAUGGGAAUGGGCAAUGAAAUAGAUAUUCACACUGCACACUUCCAUGGCCACAGCUUCGAGUACAAGCAAACAGGGGUUUACCACGCAGAUGUCUUUGAUCUGUUCCCUGGGACAUUUCAAACUGUGGAAAUGACCCCGCAGAACCCUGGGACCUGGCUACUGCACUGUCACGUUACUGACCACAUCCACGGUGGCAUGGAAACAACCUACACGGUGCUCCCAAGGCAAGGUAGGAACUUGUCCGUGAUGUUCAUCAUGUUUAAGAUGCAGAAUGCGGGACAGCAUGCUUGGAACCAGUUCAGGCAUCCAGUAAUAUUCCAUGACUUAGUAUUGGUAUGUGGAGGCCAAAAAUUUCGUAAGCCACCCAGCCAUACUUGCCUUGGUGCUGCUCAGAAACCAGAAGUAGCUAAAGGACUGAAUGUUAACUGA
Messenger RNA from Apaloderma vittatum (bar-tailed trogon), 3465 nucleotides. RefSeq names its product ceruloplasmin (ferroxidase) (gene CP). NCBI's taxonomy places the organism in Eukaryota, Metazoa, Chordata, Aves, Trogoniformes, Trogonidae. Gene Ontology annotation, cellular component: plasma membrane. The record is from RefSeq and is a predicted model, not a curated record. Gene Ontology annotation, biological process: iron ion transport. Gene Ontology annotation, molecular function: copper ion binding; oxidoreductase activity.